Messenger RNA from Candoia aspera, 2145 nucleotides. Its product is annotated as neuronal pentraxin-1-like. The transcript has 5 exons. Lineage: Eukaryota; Metazoa; Chordata; Lepidosauria; Squamata; Candoiidae. The coding region runs from base 423 to 1994 and encodes 523 amino acids. The record is from RefSeq and is a predicted model, not a curated record.
UGUAGUGCCUGGAGGUCGGCUAGCAGUUUGGUUCUGCUGGGAAGCAAGAAAUUGAUAUCUGGGAAGGAGGAAAAGCUUCAAUUUCUGAAACAACGGAACCAGACAUUGUGGGUAUUGAAGGUUUGGUGAAGCAAACAUGGCUUGAAUAGCUCCAUCUAGAGUGUCUUCUCCUCUGUCAAAGACAUCUGUAUUUCCUUCCUAAUAGAGGCUGAGUUUCUUCUGGUGGAAUUUUGUUGUCAUCUAAGAGGAUCUGGGUGAUGGAUGCUGGACUGAAAUCUAUUGUACAAUAGGAUUCUUUAAGCUCUAAAGACUUGGCCUUUCUGGAAGUUAUCCUCUGUUUCUGUGGCUAUCCUGAACUGCCCAAUCCAUUUCCAUCCCCACUUCUACCCUUUUCCCAUCUGCCAAACAUCCCACCUGUGGUGAUGGCAAUGCACUGGGCGUUGCUCUGCCUUAUCUUUUCCCCACCAGUGAUAGCUUCUGAAUAUGGCUUACCCAAAUUUAUCUGCAGUCCUAUGCCACUGGACAUGGAUAAUGGGUGCCAGUCAACUGGCCAGCAACGACAUGGAGUGGCAGCUAACAGUGGAGGCAAUGGCCGUUGGGUGGGGACUCUAGAAGAAGCUAAGGAAACAAUCCUGCAUCUGCGAGAGACAGUGGUGCAUCAAAAGGAAAUGAUCCUUGACCAGAGGGAGACAGUGAGGGAACUGACGGCCAAGCUGAGCCGCUGUGAAACCCAUCCCCGGAAGCAUGGUGAGCACCAUGGAAAUCAUCAGGAAGAGAAUCAUAGCCAUAACCACGGUCAUCGUGAAGGUGGGCAUCGUACCCAUCAUGAUAAUGGUCAAAGGGGACAUUAUGAGGAUGUCCACCAGUCUCACCAUGAAGGUGGCCAUAGGGGACACAGUGAGACUGGCAAUCGAGAUCUCCGCAAAGGCCUCCAUGCCCAAGAGAACGAGUAUCAUCAGACUGGACAAUUGGAGAACCAUGAAACACAAGUUGGGCACAACACUCAUGAUUCUUUUCACAAAGGACCUGCAUCCACUCAUGCUAAUGCUAUGGAAGAUCCACCCAAUGAGGCGUCUGCUGCAACACAUCAGAUGGAGAGAAUGUUGAAAUCACUUAAGGAGAGACUGGAGCAUUUACAGCACAACUGGAAUAGCUCAGCCUUCUCCAUGUCCCUGUGGGAUGCUCUUCAGGAAAAGAUAAGCAUUUUGGAGCGUCAGAUCCAUGAGAAACUGAACACUUCAGAAUAUCACACACAUGGUGUACCGAGAGCAAUGGAGAUGAGACAGAGGCCUGUUUCUCAUGGACACACUGUGGAGAAAGCUCAGUGCCACUUUUCUGCUUUCUUCUGUCCUCCAGGGAACAAGCUAGAGAAGCAUUCUGAACGUUUUCAUGUGGGUUUCCCUCUUCGCACCAACUACAUGCAUGUCAAGAUCAAGCGCACUCUGCAUCGUGAAAUCUUUGCCUUCUCCAUCUGUCUCUGGCUCAAGUCAAGUUCAGCCCCAGGGAUAGGCACACCUUUCUCCUACUCAGUGCCCGGCCAAGCCAAUGAAGUGGUACUUAUUCAAUGGGGAAAUAACCCCAUGGAGUUGCUCAUCAACGAUAAGGCUGUCACAUUGCCAUUGGCCAUUAAUGAUGCCAAAUGGCACCACAUCUGUGUGACAUGGUCAACUCGGAAUGGCAUCUGGGAAACUUACAAGGAUGGUGUCCAAAGAGGGAGUGGGGAGAACUUGGCUCCUUGGCAUCCAGUGAAACCUGGGGGAGUUUUCAUACUAGGCCAGGAGCAGGAUACUCUUGGGGGCCGCUUUGAUGCUACUCAAGCUUUCAUUGGGGAAAUCUCAGAUUUCAACAUGUGGAGCUAUAUUGUGACACCUGGUGAAAUUUACAAGAUGGCAACCUGCAGUAGCUCCAUUGGUGGUGAUCUUAUCAGCUGGACUGAAAACUCUAUGGAACUUCAUAGAGAAGUGAUCAAACUACCAUAUAAUGCCUGCCACUAAGAAUCAAUAAAAGAAUCAUGGAUGUAACAUUCUCUGGAAGAAAAGGAUACCUAAUAGUUAAAGGCAAAGCAUGGGAUGGAUUUCAGAUUUAUUUAAUACAGCAGUUGGAAAGAGGUUGGGAAACCAAAAUUUCUGGGUUCCUUGGGAAAAG